GCCGCACGCACGCGCGGACACACUCUUUCUUACACUCGUUUCGUACGUCCACUCGUUAAUACACCCCCUCCUCGGCAAUCAUGAAGGUCCGAUCAGUCGCUCAUUCAGUUUUGUGCUUCGCCGCUUUGGCGGCUGCUCUACCUCAGGGCAAGCGAGAUGGCUCCGGCGUGGAUGGCCUAUCCGGUGCCAAUGAUGUUUCCCUCGACAACGGGAACGACGGUGCUUCCCUGAGCUCCCAGGCAGACGCUGACCUUGCUUCUGCCAACCCAGCUGCCCAAGCCUCGAAUGAUGCUAUGAACAUGCCAAUGGCCGGGGAUUCGCCAAAGCAAGAUGACCAAGCUUCUGACAACGCCAUGGACUCCCUCCCGGAGGGUGCGUCAAACCCAGCUGCCCAAGCCUCGAAAGAUGCCAUGAACACGCCGCUUGCACCAGCCACAGAUUCCUACGGAGCGCCUCCAUCAAGCCCACCGAGUUACGGCUCACCGCCUUCCUCACCUGUCAAGCCCGCUCCAGUGACAUAUGGGAAUCCAUCACCACCUCCGUCUUACCCCGACUUGCCAGUGCCAACUCCUCCAACCCCAGCUACCUACGGCUCACCACCUUCCUCGCCUGUGUGGCCUUCGCAGCCGAAAACUUAUGGAGAUGAAUCACCACCUCCGUCAUACCCUGUCAACCCUCCAGCAUCCUCCCCUCCACCAGAGCCAGUGUUGUCCUAUGGAUCUCCGCCCUCCACGCCUCCCGAGCCCGUUCAGCCAACGACAUACGGCGCACCGCCUCCGUCAUACCCUGUCAACCCUCCAGCAUCCUCUCCUCCACCAGAGCCAGUGUUGUCCUAUGGAUCACCGCCCUCGCCUCCCCCAGCUGAGCCAGUUCAGCCCGUUCAUCCAACGACAUACGGCCCAUCGCCUCCCCCAGCCGAGCCAGUUCAGCCUACGACAUACGGCCCAUCGCCUCCCCCAGCGGAGCCCGUUCAGCCUACGACAUACGGCCCAUCGCCUCCCCCAGCGGAGCCCGUUCAGCCAACGACAUACGGCCCAUCGCCUCCCCCAGCCCAGCCUGUUCAGCCAACGACAUACGGCCCAUCGACUCCACCAGCGCCAGUUCUGUCCUACGGUGCACCAUCAGCAGGCUCAUACGGAGGUGGAUCUGCGCCAUCGUAUAACACCGCUGGCAGCUCGUGGGGAGGUUCGGGAUCUUCUUGGGGAGGCUCGGGAUCUUCGUGGGGAGGUUCGGGAUCCUCCAGCACAUGGGGAUAUGGAUCCAGCGACCCAUCAUAUGGUACACCACGUACCAACCCAUAUGCCGGAGGUACAAGCAAGGGUCCCGUUCCCGCCAGCGCUCUAGGUGUCCCACUUCCUGCUGGCUUCCCCGGAGGCAAGGUCGGCGCCCCAGGCCACGGUCCCCUUGGCAACCUCCCACUCCCACUUCCAGGCCUCAACAACGCUGGCGGAUCCGCUGGUGGUAAAUCCUCCAGCCCUCUGCCAGGGUUGCCCGGUCUAGGAGGCGCGGCUGGAGGUCUUGGAGGCCUCUUGGGGUAGUAAAACGCGCACGCAGGCAACGCAUGACGAUUCCGACAUCAGGGCAUAUUGUUGGCGUCGAGGAUUCAUUAACAACAACAAACAACCAAUUCAAGAAGAAGCUGUGAUGUAUGAGCACGGCGCUUCUUAUUUCUACUCCACUGAUGAUGCAAAAGAAACAGGUGGCAGCAGGCAUAGAACUUUAUUAACCCGCCUCAGAGAGCUCUCGCUCGGCUUGGACAGAGACAUCAUGGCCGUUCUGCUGAAAGACUGGCUACGAAUCUCUCUCUUUCCCGCGGAUGACCUUUUUGGGGACUUCUAUGUCGGUAAUUUUGAUAAUCUAAUGGGCGCUUACUACAAUGGGGAAUGCAUUUCGUUUGUCCAGACGUGUCG
Molecule: messenger RNA, 1910 nt
Organism: Pseudocercospora fijiensis CIRAD86
Lineage: Eukaryota; Fungi; Ascomycota; Dothideomycetes; Mycosphaerellales; Mycosphaerellaceae
Exons: 17
Coding region: 81-1538 (485 amino acids)
Source: RefSeq, a predicted model, not a curated record